Molecule: messenger RNA, 2585 nt
Organism: Quercus lobata
Lineage: Eukaryota; Viridiplantae; Streptophyta; Magnoliopsida; Fagales; Fagaceae
Product: DNA photolyase
Exons: 14
Coding region: 169-2292 (707 amino acids)
Source: RefSeq, a predicted model, not a curated record
UCCACCAUACACACGUAACAAUUUCAUCUCCUCCUUCAAAUCCAAAUCCCUCUUUUUUAUUAGUAUUUAAAAUAAAAUAAAAAAUCACUCCCCUCUCUUUUUUCAAAUGGACAUUCAAUUCCAGUAUUCCACACUUCAUUUCUCUUCUAUUUCUUUCCUUCUCUCUCGAUGCCGCUUCUCAGUCUCACCUCCACCAUUUUCCCGCACUUUCCCUCACUUUCCUUCCUCCCAAACACUCGCCUCCUUCCCUCUUCAACUCCACGACUCGCUCGCCUCUCUCUCCGAGCCAAAAUCACAGAGACCGACAAAGGAGAACCGAGUAAUGGUGUUGCUUCGUCCUCCUCGUCGAUCCUGUGGUUCAAGCACGACCUCCGCGUCGACGAUCAUCCAGGCCUCAUCGCCGCCGCCUCCAAUUCUCAAUCUCUCCUCCCUCUCUACGUCUUCGAUCACCGCAUUCUCUCCCGUUUUUCUGAUGAAAUGCAAGAAAUGGUUCUCUUUGCGGUGGAGGAUCUGAGAAAGUCACUGAAGGAACUGGGUUUGGAUCUGAUGAUCAGGUUUGGCAGUGCAGAAAAUGUCAUUCAAGAACUUGUGAAAGAGGUGAAAGCUACGAAUGUAUAUGCUGAAGAAGAAGUAGAGUACGAUGUUCGCGUGAUUAUGGAUGUAGUGAGGGAGACCUUGGAAACAGUGUAUUCUGAGGGGAGGAGCGCAAGACUUGUGCUAUGGCAAAAUCCAUUGUAUGAUAUAAAGACCUUGAAGGACCUUCCUGCAUCACAUGAUGACUUUCAGAAACUUCAAUUCUCUAUAACUUCACCGGCGCCACCCCCAACAUUACCUAGUGCAAAAUUGGAACUGGAUUGGGGUCCUCUACCCACUUUUGAUGUUUUGAAGGAAUUUAUGAAUAAAAAUGGAUGCAAUCCACAAAAAGGGUGGAAUUUAAUCAAGGAGAUGUCAGCUGAAAGUAUAUUGCAGAAGAAAUUAAGGAAGCCUGAUAAAAGCAACCGAAAUGAUUUAAGUGUAAGGCGCACCCCAAGAAAACAAGUAGAUAAAUCUGCUUUUGUCACACAAAAAGGAAAUAUUGUAGGAGGUGGGACAAACACCGUUUUAAAUGCAUUGGCUGCUUACUUAAGAUAUUUGGAGGGAACAGCUCGAGAUGACUGGCAGGAGGUACAUGAACAGGUCCGCAAUGCUGAAACUCGGGAUGGGGCAUCAUUUACAGCACUCUUUGGCCCUGCCCUUUGUCUUGGCAUCAUAUCCAGAAGAAGAGUGCAUUAUGAAGCUAUCACGUAUGAGAAAGAUCGAAAUGCUGGAUUUCUAUCUCCUUUUGGAUAUUCGGCAGUCACUAUUGGUGCAGCAGCUGAUGCUGUCUGCUCAAUGGAGUGGUAUUGGCUCAUGUGUCUAAAAAGUCUUGCAAGUUACGAUGGAAGAUAUUCAAUUCAAAUUUGGAGAUGGAAGGGCCAUCUAAUUCAGUAUACCGUUUUCGGUCAUGAAGGUCCUGCCAUUCUUCUUGUACAUGGUUUUGGUGCAUUUUUGGAACAUUACCGUGAUAAUAUAUAUGGUAUCGCUGAAGGUGGAAACAGGGUUUGGGCCCUUACAAUUUUGGGAUUUGGCAAAUCAGAAAAGCCAAAUACUGUGUACACUGAAGUCAUGUGGGCUGAAUUGCUCAGAGAUUUUAUUGUUGAAGUUGUUGGUGAACCAGUGCAUCUUGUUGGUAACUCAAUUGGUGGUUAUAUCGUUGCUAUUGCUGCUUGUUUAUGGCAUGCUUUGGUAAAAUCCGUUGUCCUUAUCAAUAGUGCUGGCAAUGUUAUUCCAGGAUACUCUUUUGUGCCAUUCACCAAAGAGAGACAAACUUCAGGGGCUUCAUGGUUGGGUGCUCGACUACUUUUGUUCUUCUUGAGGUUGAGACUUAAGGACAUAAUGAAGAGUUACUAUCCAACUAAACCAGAACGAGUUGAUGAUUGGCUAGUUAAUGAAAUGCUAAGAGCAUCAUAUGAUCCUGGUGUGCCAGUGGUUUUGGAAAGUAUAUUCAGCUUUAAUCUCUCAAUUCCUCUAAAUUUCCUCUUGGAAGGAAUUGAGGAGAAGGUUUUAAUUAUACAGGGGAUGAAAGAUCCAAUCUCUGACUCAAAGUCUAAACUGGCUAUGCUUAAAGAGCAUUGUGCAGGAGUUGCAAUCAAGGAAUUGGAUGCGGGCCAUUGCCCUCAUGAUGAGCUGCCAGAAGAUGUGAAUUCUAUGAUCUGUGAAUGGGUAGCAUCAGUCCAAAGUAAACUUCCUGCUGAGAGCCUUUCACAGAUAUAAUUGGUGCUUGGCCACUGUCCAAAGGGAAAAAAUUUCAGCUUUUGGCCUCAUUUCCUAUUUGUUCCUUAUGUCCUUUGCCGUCGCUUUUUUUUUUUUUACCUUUCAAUUUCAUUGAAAUUAAUCAAUCAUCCAUAUUCAGAUCAUAUGAGCCAGGUCAAAGUAAAAUAGAAAAGAGAAAUUGGUUAUUUAUAAUAUAGGUCCAAACAUUUGAUGACCACCUUUAAGGUAAAUGUUCAAUUGUAUUUGUUCACAAUAACUGUCUCUAAUCUCAUCUCCAUAACUCUUAAUUUUUA